Molecule: messenger RNA, 3285 nt
Organism: Polypterus senegalus (gray bichir)
Lineage: Eukaryota; Metazoa; Chordata; Cladistia; Polypteriformes; Polypteridae
Product: zinc finger protein 16-like
Exons: 3
Coding region: 710-2251 (513 amino acids)
Biological process (GO): regulation of transcription by RNA polymerase II
Molecular function (GO): DNA-binding transcription factor activity; RNA polymerase II cis-regulatory region sequence-specific DNA binding
Source: RefSeq, a predicted model, not a curated record
AAACAAAACAUCACAUGCGCUUUAAAAAAAACAACAACAAAAAAAAAAAAACACGGAAUUAUAACAGCGAAUUGCGGGGUCAGAGGGAAAUCCACCCAAAAAAGAGGAGCAUUUGUGAUAAUUCACAAAUGGCAGACUUCGUGCAGAAAGCUUCAUUCAGUCGUCGAGAGCCCCGCUUGUCCAGCGUUCAUUGCAUGGUGACAAGUUUGAUUGUCAUCUUGAAAUUGUUAGAGGCGCUGGUGGGAUAUCUGUGGGAUUCCCGGUUAAAGAUUAACCAGUAACGGGGAGAACGUGCAAACUGUGCACUAGGGACGUCGCAAGAACCAACAUUUUAGUACAAAGUCAAUACCAAAAAUGUAAGGGCUAGUAGCUUUUUUUUUUUUACAGUACUGCACUGAUGAGAAACUGCCAGUAGACGUUUUACUUAAGAAGGCACAACACUAUGUGAUAAAAGCGAGAGUCUAAAGUACACAUGAAAAUGGCUCACAGCACUGCAUUCCACAUCUCAAAAAAGAAAAACGGGAGGAGUCGUGUCUGGAAAUGCUUUGUGUUCGAGUAUUCCUUUCACUUUUAUUUUGUCAGAUAACAAGGUGCCUCCUUCCCAGUUCAUAUGGUCCUCCAGAAAGCUGUCGAUUGGCCCCCAGGUCAGGGCUGUCCACGUCGGAAGGGAAUCUGAGAAGAGGGAGAGAGAAGAGUUUGCACAAAGAGUAUGGCCUUGGGCGGGGAGGACGCCCUGGACGAAAGACGGGUGCCCAGUAAACAAGAGGAUCGUGAGCGGGGCGCCCCCGAGGAUUUGUGCGUCAAGUCGGAGGACUGUGAGGGAGGGCGUCCAGCUUUUAAAGAAGAGGAGGAGGAGGAGGGCGUGGAGGAGAUUGUUGAAGUUAAAGUGGAGGAUCUGGAAUAUUUCUCAGUUAGCCUUGAACUGCAGAACCUUGAAACUGAGAAUACUCUCAAACAAGAAGAACCUCAUUCCAGUGUACGGCAGUCGGUCGCCUGUACGGGACAACCGGCUACCCAGCAGAAUUCACUGAUGGAACAGAUAUCUGAAUCAUCCAAGUUUGAAGAGAACAUCGAUGAAGCAUACGGGAGAAAAGCAGAAGAGCAGCAGACGCCAAGGAGUGGGGGAAUGAGUUUCUUGGAGAGUUGCACCUUCUCUGUGUCUUCAUUUGCUCAGAGUUCUCUUCAGUACAGACUGCAGCAGAAACAGGACAAGGACGCAAUGGAGAAGUCACCAAGGAGAUCCAGGCAUUUGACAGCAACCUCUUUGAAGUGCAGUUCACUUAAUGUUGUGAAACCAACACAGACAGAAGCCAUCGACACUGAUCAACAUCAAGUGCAUAAUUCAGAUCAAGAAGCUUUAUAUGCUAGCCAAGAUUGGGGAAAGGCCUUUAAAAGCAAAUCUGACAGUAAAGGUAAGUCAGUGCAUUCAACUCAGAAGCCGUUUGCGUGUCCUGAAUGUGGCAAACUGUUUCUAUACAAAAGCAGUCUACAUAGACAUAAACGAAUUCACACUGGAGAAAAACCCCACUGCUGUCAAGAGUGUGGAAAACGAUUCCCCGAUAAUAGUGCUCUUCAGCGGCACACACGCGUUCAUACGGGAGAGAAACCAUACAGUUGUGCCCAGUGUGGUAAAGGAUUUUCUCAUAAAUGCAAUCUUGAAAAACAUCAAAAAAAUCACAGUGGAGAAAAACCUUAUUGCUGUUCUGAAUGUGGUAAAGGAUUCUCAACUUUAGGUAAUUUUCAUAACCACGCGAGAAUUCACAGUGGAGAGAAGCCUUAUUGGUGUAGUGAAUGUGGCAAACGGUUCCUGCGGGGAAGCGACCUGUGGCAGCAUUUUAGAAAUCACACUGGAGAUAAGCCUCACUGUUGUUUAGAAUGUGGCAAAAGAUUUUCUUACAGUAGCUCACUUCAGAGGCACAGACAAAUUCACACUGGAGAAAAGCCAUAUCGGUGUUCUGAAUGUGGAAAACAGUUUACUGAUCAUAGCCAUCUUUAUCAGCACACAAGAAUUCAUACAGGAGAGAAGCCAUAUAGCUGUUCUGAAUGUGGCAAACGAUUCUCUGACCAUAGCUCUCUUCGGUAUCACACUCGGAUUCAUACUGGUGAGAAGCCAUAUUGCUGUUCUGAAUGUGGUAAACGGUUUUCACACAGAAAAGGACUUAACUACCAUUCGGACAUUCACUCCAGAGAGAAAAGAAUCAGUUUGGAGAUGGCUGUGGGAAAAACAAGUGAAACUGUCCAGGAACGCUGAGGUGAGCAGGUCUCAAUAACAACAACUUCCAAGAUUUCUUGUCUUCUCACCAAUCACCAUCACUUUGUACAAACUGCAAAAAAAAAAAAAAAAGGAAUUGUUAGAAAUCAUUGAAUGUUCUGUAGCCAUCCCUUGCAACAAGUUUACAGGAAUAACAGGGCAGUGUGAUAGAGAUGUCCUGACUCGUUGGUGUUAUGAAGUGGGGUAAAGAUUCUUACAAAAAGGUGAUCUUCACCGACAUUUAAGAAUUCAUACUGGACAGAAACCUGGUGUUUACCAGCUCAAUGGUUUUUCUCCAUGUUUAUUUCAAUGAUGGAUAUUGUUACAUCCCAUUAAUGUUUUGAAUUGCCUUGUUUUCCUGUCUGUUUAAACAAAUCUGUGUUGUCAUGUGAAGUCAUUAUGUAAUUAGUAAGGAUUGUGUUUGCAUUUUAACUGUGAGCUUGUCGUAACGCUCUGCACCGGGAGAGUUGAAGGCAAAAAUGAACUGAAAACCUAAUGAGGUAACGACUCUCAGACAGCAGUGGCCAUUGUAGACAUGAAAGAAUUCAUACUGGUGAGAGACCUCGUCGUUGUUCAAAGCGUUUUACAAACGACAAACGUCCGUAUUUUGUUUUCUUAUUGUGUCUUUUAUUUUUCUAUUCUUUAUUAUGUAAAGCACUUUGAGCUACUGUUUGUAUGAAAAUGUGCUAUAGAAAUAAAUGUUGUUGUUGUUGUUCACCACGUGAGAAUUCAAACUGGAGAGUUAUGAAUGAAUGAAACUAACAGAGGCUGCAAGCAGACCUUUGCCCAAUGUGGAGUAAAACCACCACAAUUCUACCAGUGGUGUUGUGAACCAGAAGGACUUGUAUGGGGGGGAAAAAAAAAAAAAUCCAACUAAGAUGCCACGCCCUAUGAAUUACAAAAGGUGACAUAAUGGAAAUAAAGAAGGAAUUGGGCCAAUCCCUCAAGCUGAAUUUGAGAGAAUAGCAAUACUGUACAUUAUAAAAACUAACCUGUGCCAUGUAACUAAGCCAGGGGUGGGCAAAGCCAGUCCU